AUGAUUGGAAGGGACGUAACGAGUGUUUGCCACGCCCUCAUGGCAUUGCAAAGCCAAUACCUGAACUUUCAAGAGAGUUCUUCGUCGAAUCCUGCCCGAAAACAAGAAGCUCUGCAAGAUUACAACGAGAUCUGCUUGGAUGCCAAGGCCAAAGCCACGGUUUCGUCCAAGUAUGCCAAGCUCUUGAUAUCCGAUGCAGGCUUUCAAGAGGCCAUGAAAGUAACCGAAGUACCUCUGGCUCAGCCACUUUUGGACCUGCUUCUAUCUACAUUUCGGACACACGAUGUCUUGGCCACCGAUUUGACCCACGAGGUUUCAGGUGCAAUCAACAUUAUCACGACAACCUUCGGCCACUUGGUAAAUGUAGCCGACAUCCUCGCUAAUGAAGAUCCCGACAGACCAAAUGUUUCACAAGUUGGCCAUUGCAAGGAAUUGGUUUCCAUUUUGUCCAAAAUAGUCCUAGCUUUACAUGACCCACGGAAUGGGGAUAUAAUGCAGACAGCGCUAAGGAUAAACCCCUCGGUUGAAACAUCUUCCCGCUUGCUUCAUAACAUUUUUGAGGUUAAAGAGGUCAACGACAUGGUGCAAGUUCUACAAGAAGAGGGCCAGUCACUUCAAAACCGUGACAAUCAGAGGGCUGCCGCAACCAAGAUUCAAACGUGGUGGCGAGGGAUAUUUCAACACAAGAGAUGGCUUUCCAUCCGAAAAGGCUUUACCAAUCUCCAAAACCUUUACAGGAAACGCCUCUUGACCAAGGAACGCUUUAUGAGAGAACGUCUUCAGAACUCGGAGCUUCAAUUCCAAGGGAUGUACGAGGAAAUCGUACAAAACCGAAUGAAAGCUGAACGACAAUUUCAGGACUUACUUGAGGCGAAGCAAGAGCCUCGGCAAUUUCAAAAGAAGCCGACACGCUAUCCUCAACAGGACCUCACGACUUCAAGGCAAGAUGACUUUCAAUGGACCACUCGUCAGGAAAUGGCGGCAAUUAAAAUUCAAAUAGCAAUACGAAAGUGGCUGAGAAAACAAAGGAAACGCCCCAUUUGGCUUCAAUCGCUUAUGAUUCCGUCCACAUUGACCGAAGACAGGAUUCGUCGUUAUCAAGACGAGAUCGAGCUAUGGCAACAAAACCAUCAAGUACCUCCCAUGGACCCAACAGAGCUCCAAGAGCUUCACCACAGGGCACAAUUGGAAUUCAUGUCGUUUAAUAGGCGUGCCCUUGAGUCCAAACGAGCUGAACACAUGAUCAUGUCCAAAAUGGCCCAAUCCAAAACUAUUCUAUCCAUUCUUGAAACAGCUCCGGCGUUGGACGAUUACAAGCCUGACAACCGCACAGACUUCAUGUCAUUGCCAUUACCAAUUGCCGUCAAGGCCCGUCUGGAACACAAGGCCGCGAUGGCGAGACUGACUAUGCCCCGAUGGCAACGGAUCCUCCAUGACAGUGACAACGGACAGGUGUCAAAAUAACCCUAUCCACAAAGCAAGUCAGCUUUUGGGAAACCUUCUCAAGCUAAGGAUAAGAAAGAAAAUAAAGAACCUGAUA
Molecule: messenger RNA, 1540 nt
Organism: Tigriopus californicus
Lineage: Eukaryota; Metazoa; Arthropoda; Copepoda; Harpacticoida; Harpacticidae
Product: IQ calmodulin-binding motif-containing protein 1-like
Exons: 6
Coding region: 1-1464 (487 amino acids)
Biological process (GO): cilium assembly
Cellular component (GO): cilium
Molecular function (GO): calmodulin binding
Source: RefSeq, a predicted model, not a curated record